GACUUCUUCCGUGUUUACCUGCAGCUCAAAGGGAGUUCCACAAAUGGGCGUUAGUUUCUGAAUUAAACAGGUCACAAAGUGUACUUUUGUCCGUGUGUCGUUUAGAAAGGAAAAAAGAAAGGGAAAGGGAAAUGAGCUGAUAAAGUUUAACGGAACGAAAAAGCACCGUAAAGUUUUAUAUUCGUCAAAGUUAGCUGAAGGAGUCCACAAUGGGAUGUUGUAGCAGCACCGAGAGCAAACGGGACUGGAAACCGCUGGAGGAGCGCAGCUGCACGGACAUCCCAUGGCUCAUCAUAUUCAUACUCUUCUGUAUUGGGAUGUUGUGUAUUUGUGGCUUUCCCAUCGCCACAGGAGCUGCAUCCAGGCUCAUCUCAGGAUAUGACAGUUAUGGUAACACAUGUGGCAAGAAUAACACUCAGAAGAUUGAGGGGGUGCCUCUUAGUGGCCGGGACAUGACGGAAAACAAGUAUGUUUUCUUUCUAGACCCUUGCAACGUUGACUUGAUUAACAGGAAAAUCAAGUCCAUCGCCCUGUGUGUCUCCAAAUGUCCUGCUGCCGAACUCACCACUUACAGUGACUUGAAGCAGUUUGCUCUGCAUAAUGGAUCUCAUCUCUGCGCCUAUGAUAUUACUCCUACAAGAUACACGAGCCAUUCAGAAAGAUCCAGCAAAUGUCCCAAACUCCCUGUUCCCCCGAGUAAGCCUGUCCCACUGCUCCACCGCUGUAUUCCUGUGGACGUCGGCUGCUAUGCUGAAUUCGCCCAGGCGUUUAUCACAUUUGUCAGUGACAACACUGUGCUGCGGCGGGUCGUCGCUGGGGUCAUGGCCAGCAAGGAGAUCAUCAUGGGCCUCUGCGUGCUGGCUUUAGUCCUGUCCCUGAUCCUGAUGGUUGUCAUUCGUUACAUCACCAAAGUUCUUGUGUGGAUUCUGACAAUUCUGGUCAUCAUUGGCUCUAUAGGUGGGACAGCCGUCCUUUGGUGGCUCUACGUGGACCACAGGAAAGCCCUUGACAAUAACACCUUAUCAGUAUUUGGGAAAGAAGUGGCCUCAGAUAAUGUUAAGGCCCUGCUUAUAUAUGCAAUUGUGGCUACGGUUUUCACGGCGGUUCUCCUGCUGGUGAUGUUCUUCAUGAGGAAGCGCGUGGCUCUCACCAUCUCUCUGUUCCACGUUGCUGGUAAAGUGUUCAUUCACCUUCCCCUGCUGGCCCUGCAGCCUUUCUGGACCUUCCUCUGCCUCAUGCUCUUCUGGGUCUACUGGAUCGCCGUGCUUCUGGCUCUCGGGACUUCAGGGACACCGACAAAGAACAACUCUACAGGUGUGGUUGAGUAUGUAAUGCAGGGGCCUCUUCAGUAUCUGGUGUGGUAUCACGCUGUAGGUCUCAUUUGGAUCAGUGAGUUCAUACUGGCCUUCCAGCAGAUGACCAUCGCUGGAGCUGUGGUCACCUACUAUUUCACCAGAAAUAAAUCCCAGUUGCCAGCGACUCCCAUCCUCUCCUCCAUGGUGCGUGCCAUCCGCUACCAUCUGGGUACUUUGGCCAAAGGCUCCUUCAUCAUCACGCUUGUUAAGAUCCCUCGUCUCAUCCUGACGUAUAUCCACAGCCAGCUCAAAGGAAAGGAGAACGCCUGUGCUCGCUGCAUGCUGAAGGCUUGUGUCUGCUGUUUGUGGUGUCUGGAGAAGUGCCUUGCAUACUUAAAUCAAAAUGCCUACACUGCAACAGCCAUCAACAGCACAAGUUUCUGCACCUCUGCCCGGGAAGCUUUCCUCAUCCUGGUGGAGAACGCCCUCCGAGUGGCCGCCAUCAACACUGUGGGCGAUUUUGUCCUCUUCUUGGGAAAGGUGCUCAUAGUCUCAUGUACAGCCUUCGCUGGCGUCCUGGCUCUGAACUACCAGCGGGACUACACCGUGUGGGUGCUGCCUCUCCUCAUAGUCUGUCUGUUUGCGUACCUGGUGGCUCACUGCUUCCUGUCUGUCUUUGAGAACGUGGUGGACGUCCUCUUCCUCUGCUUUGCUGUGGACACAAAGUACAAUGACGGCAGCCCUGGACGAGAGUUCUACAUGGACAAGGCCUUAAUGGAAUAUGUUGAGAACAGUAAGAAAUUGGGUUUGUACAAGUCUGGUGACGGAGAAGGACGGGAGAUGAAGCCCAUGGCUCGAGGAGGGACUCAAGCUUGACCGAGCAGCAAAAGAUCCUCCAAAACCACUAAAAACACACCAAAGCUUAACUCUGAGUUCAUCAACAUUUCACUCCAGGGUCAUCAGUAAGAUGACAUUUUCUACUUUAUUUUAUACUAAAGCUACACAGAGUUUCAGUAAAAGAUGCAUUGAGUUUUAUUGUCUAUUUUUGAGUAAGAGAGUUUUAAAGUUUGACACUAAUACAUGCAGAUGUAAUAAGGCAAAAACUUAUCUGGGUGAUUUGUAAUUAAUAAGAUAGAUUUGCUUUUUUGUCUUUCUCCCUGUGUAAGCAUGUUUUCCCUUUUAUUCCAUUUAAAAUAAUGUGACCGUUUUGACAUGGUUUAACAUGUUUGGCUCUCUUUGUUACAGAAUUAGUGUUAGCUGUAGUUAGAAUAGUUGGGUGUACAUUUUGUAAUAGAUAGCUAACUGUGUUUUGUCAAAGUUGUUCCAGUUGUUUUAUGACUCAAAUUUUAUACUGAAAUAAAUUAAGACACAAA
This is a messenger RNA of Plectropomus leopardus (leopard coralgrouper), 2668 nucleotides long. It is a transcript of the gene slc44a1a, whose product is annotated as solute carrier family 44 member 1a. Gene Ontology annotation, cellular component: membrane. Gene Ontology annotation, biological process: transmembrane transport. Lineage: Eukaryota; Metazoa; Chordata; Actinopteri; Perciformes; Serranidae. Gene Ontology annotation, molecular function: transmembrane transporter activity. The record is from RefSeq and is a predicted model, not a curated record.